Daldinia caldariorum is the source of this 1841-nucleotide messenger RNA. RefSeq lists its product as uncharacterized. The transcript has a single exon. The record is from RefSeq and is a predicted model, not a curated record. NCBI's taxonomy places the organism in Eukaryota, Fungi, Ascomycota, Sordariomycetes, Xylariales, Hypoxylaceae. The coding region runs from base 70 to 1209 and encodes 379 amino acids.
AAGUCCAUCGCCAAGCUUCAAAGAGAGCUCGAAAAUACGGUUCGGGAUCUUGACGCCGCGAAGAACUCUAUGCUGGAGAAGGACCGUAUAAUUAAACAGCGCGACGCGCUUCUCGAGUCUCACGGGCUCGAAUCUAGGAGACUAGCUGAAAUGCUCGACAAGGAGCGGCAAGCUCAUCGUAACACUAAGAAUCAGUUCGAAACAUUCCAGCGCACCCAUCAGCACGUAUCGCGGACCGUCACGAGCCAAGAUUCGCGCAUCCUUGAACUCGAGACCAGCCGUGCGGCGGACAAGAAGAAGAUAGCGCAGCUCGAAGCUUCGUUUAAGGAACAGCUAAACGAGCGAAACAAUCUACUACUAGUCUUGUGGACGCGUCUCUCGACGCUCUGCGGCACUGAUUGGGCCCACGAUAAUAGUCUCAUCAACGGCCGCGCUCUACCCUCGCUCGAGUCUGUAUCUACAAUGCUCCCCGGGUUUGCCAAGAACUUGAUGAGCGCCGUAAAGACCAUCGAGGGUAUAGUGGGAAAUUUCCAAACUCGCAUAAAGUCGGUCGAGCGUGAACUGUGGAAAGAAUAUCAGUCUCUCGAAAAUAGCCUUGACGCCAAAUCUAAGAAACUUGAACGUCUUGAGACUAUCGUCCGCACUGGCAUCGCAUCCGGCCACUUUGACGCGCAUGCUAAGAUAUCUCAACUCGAGACCGCAUACCGAGCCCUGAAGAUCGAGAAUGCUACUCUUCAACGCGCCAACGAUGCACGUACUCGUGGAGCUGGUUGGACGGGAUCGAAGAAAGCGAGUAGCAAAUCCUCGCGAGAGGACCUUAUUGAUGGAGGUAGUCCCUCGCCAUCCGUGCCGACGGGACCGCAUCACCGAGAAUCAAAACUUCCGCGCAGCAAGACCACUCACUUGGAAACACCUAGCUCAAGCGGUAAGAGCGGACCCGGCAGCAUGUCUCGGAGCGCCUCUACUAUGGGUGCAUCUGAAUUGGAGCGGUUAAGCACUUCCAACGGUGAUCACUCUUCUGGAAAGAAUAGUGACGACAACAGGUGGAUGUUCAGACUACGAGAGCUCGAGUAUAAGCUCAAGCAGGAGAGAGAAGCCAGGCAUAUGGACCGAGCAGCAGCAAGGCAGAGAAUACAGGAUAGCGAACGCCAGAACAACGAGCUUGCUGCUGAGCUAGUGAGAGCGAAAAGAAGAGGUAACGGCGAGUAGAAACAAGGGGGCAAGUACUCCGAGAACACGGGGAAUUACUGUAAAGAGGAAGAAGUUGGACGUACGACUAUAAUUACUGACUGGUACCUUGUAUCUGUAUCAACGCAUUGGCGCUUGGCGUUCCUAGGAACGCGUUUAGUGGGCAUACGCAUCUACGGCGUUCUUUUGUCUGGGGGUUGCAACAAAAAGCACAUUUACUUUGUUCUGGGACUGGGAGGUGAUGGGUGGACUAGGUAAAGCCCACAAUCGUGGGUUUAUUGGGACGCAUUGGAGACGAUUAGUGAUAUACUACAGUUCUACGCUGCCAAUCAAUACUAACGGUGGCUCUUUUUGUCGCCUUGACUUCUAGUAUUUGGUACAAUGUGGUAGUGUGUUCUCGUUGUCCUUUCCGUAAAGAUCAUCAUUUAUACGACAGCCUAGCCGUAAAGUAAGAACCGACUAAGGGCAACGAAAAAUACCUGUUUAAAUAGCACAUGAAGACAAGAUGAACUGGUAAAAAAAGAAAAAGAUUAAAAAAAUUCAAUCGUUACUCGUAUCGAGGGGAACGAACUGGAAAGGGACAAACGGUGAGUUGGAUGCGAGCAUUUUGGAGAGCAGCCAACAAUAUCAUGAAGCGAUAUUUACCUAGGUAG